AUGUUUGCUAGAUAUAUUAAGAAAUGUAGAUCUCUAAGAUGCUUUAGUACAUUACCUGAACAAAGUUCUGCUGAUAUAAAAAAACUUCCUCAUAUCCCUGUUAUGAUAGAGGAAGUUUUAAGUUAUUUGAAACCUUCAAAUAAAAAUGUAGUAAUGGAUAUGACUUUCGGAGCUGGUGGUCAUAGUCGUCGUAUUUUAGAAUGUGCCCCAAAAAUAAAACUAAUAGCUCUUGAUAGAGAUCCCUUGGCUUCACAUUAUGCUGAACAAUUAGCAGAAGAAUUUCCUCAUCAAGUAGUACCAUUACUUGGACGUUUCUCUGAUUUACCUAAGCUACUUCAAUCUAAAGGCAUACCACAAAAUUCGAUAGAUGGCAUACUGUUUGAUUUUGGAUGUUCAUCUAUGCAGUUUGAUGAUGGAAAAAGAGGUUUUUCCAUAUCGGAAAAUGGUCCUCUAGACAUGAGAAUGGAUGGGAAUAGAUUUCCAGAUUCUAUAACAGCAGCAGAUGUUGUUGCUAAAGCAACAGAAGAGGAUCUUUACAAAAUAAUCAAAACAUAUGGUGAAGAAAAGCAAGCUAGAAAAAUAGCUAGAGCCAUUGUAGAAGCACGAUAUAUGUUCAAGACUCUAACGACAACACAAGAAUUAUCAGAUAUAGUAAAAUCUGUUUGUAUAGAAGAUUUCAGAUUGGAUAAAUUACAUCGUGAAACGCAUGUAGCUACAAAAACUUUCCAAGCUCUUAGAAUUUUUGUUAACAACGAAUUGAAUGAAAUGAAUUAUGGAUUAAUUCUAGCCCACAGAUAUUUGAAGUUAGGAGGUCGAAUAGUAACGAUUACGUUUCAUUCAUUAGAAGAUACAAUUGUAAAGAGACACUUAACUGGAAAUAUGUUGGGACAUACUGUUAAUCCACUUCCGUUAAGGUUUAGUAACCAAUCACUUUCUGUAAGCGAGGAAAUAGUCAAACAUAUCAUGGAACCGCAGUGGAAAAUGCUACAUCAACACGUUAUAACACCUAAGUAUGAAGAAGUAGAGAAUAAUCCUAGAAGUAGAUCUGCCAAAUUGCGAGCAGCUGUUAAAAUUAAAUAGUUAUGUAUAAAUAAAUAAGUAAAUAAAUGAAAACAA
This is a messenger RNA of Diorhabda carinulata, 1116 nucleotides long. RefSeq names its product probable methyltransferase-like protein 15 homolog. Bases 1 to 1080 code for a protein of 359 amino acids. NCBI's taxonomy places the organism in Eukaryota, Metazoa, Arthropoda, Insecta, Coleoptera, Chrysomelidae. Gene Ontology annotation, molecular function: rRNA (cytosine-N4-)-methyltransferase activity. The record is from RefSeq and is a predicted model, not a curated record. Gene Ontology annotation, biological process: rRNA base methylation. The transcript is spliced from 2 exons.